AUGGCCAAACACUCUUUGAGUACACCUCUUCCCCAAGGAGGAGGGGAGAAAAAGAAGGAAUCUUCUUCCCGCCUGACUUGGGGUCGUGAUCAAAAGAGCACCGUUGUUGAGAAGAAGAAAAUGAUGAAUGAAUUCGAAUACGAAGAACUCGAGGCAGCGACUGAGAACUUCUCUCCCUCUAAUAUGAUUGGUAAAGGAGGCCAUGGACAAGUCUACAAAGGCAUUCUCAAAGAUGGUAGACUUGUAGCCAUCAAAAAGCAAUCACUGGGCCUUGAAAAGCUUCAAGACGGUUCCAAACUCAAUAAUGAAGUUAGAAUCCUCUCAAAAUUACCUCCAAACAACCCAUACACCAUCAACCUGGUUGGGCUGAGUCAACUCAGUCAUGGACCUGCCAAGAGCAAAGUCCUUGUCAUGGAACACAUGCCCAAUGGCACUCUUCAUCACCUUCUUCAUGUAGCCUCCCAACCUCCACCAUGGCCUAAGCGUGCCCAAAUCGCCAUCCAAAUCGCUAGAGCCGUGCAGUUUCUUCACGAAUCAAAGCCAAUGAUCAUCCACAGAGACAUCAAGUCUGCAAAUAUACUGUUUGAUUCGAGUUGGAAUGCCAAGUUGGCUGAUUUUGGGCUCUCUCUGAACAUGAAUGACCAUGACUCAGUGAGUCAGCCGGUCAACUCAUGGAGCCGACCAGCUGGUACUAUUGGGUACUUGGACCCUUGUUACACCACCCCGAGCAAGCUGAGCACGAAAAACGAUGUGUUUAGUUUCGGAGUGGUGUUGCUUGAGAUCAUUAGCAGCACGAAAGCCAUCGAUGUUUCAAGGGCCCCGGCUGCAAUGGUGGAAUGGGCAUUGCCAUUGAUCGAAGAGGACCAAGUAGAAGAAAUUUGUGAUAAAAGAAUUGCAGUGCCAAGGUACAUGGAAGGGACGAUAAGGCAGCUGCUAAGAAUAGCAGCAAGUUGUGUGUGUUUAGAAGAAGAUCACCGUCCCUCAAUGGGGAAGGUUGUCAUAGAGAUGGAGAACUGCAUAGUUGAUCAACCUGUUCAAUUUCCUAUAUGGAUGAACAUGAACCUCUUACACAGCCUUGUAACGAAAAAGUGGUGGAAAAGGGCUGCAAAGCGAUGCAGAACCACCAUCAUCACCGCCAAAGCCACAGCCGCCACUACCACCAUAAUUUGUGCAGCCACAGCAGAAGAAGUAAAUGGUGGGCGCAGCUCCUCUGCUGUGAGGAAAAAACAGCACAGUAUGUUGUUAAUUAAAACGCCGACGUUUUAGUUAGUUUUGCACAGAAAAACAAAUUCCCUAAAAUAAGUGUAGAAAGUCUUUAAUGAGAUUAUGAGGUGCGGACCAGAGGGGAGGUUCCCUCUCCAAAAUAUGAAGGCUUCUCUCUCUAAAAUGGUCUUCCCUUUAGUCUCAGGUGAGUUUACCGGUCAUUAUUUUUUUUACUCCGUUGUGUCGCUACCAGAGAACUCAUCCUCCUCCACCUUCCCUACGUUUCAUUCGGUUUCUCGAUUGUAUCAACUAUCAAUCACCAAUAUCAAUGUAGAAAUGGGGUUUCAAUUUCUUCUUGUUUGGAGUCCCAUUGAAGCAAAAAGGAAUAGGGUAUAAAAUCAAGCUUCAUGGUCAAUAAUGAGGAAGUUCAGGUGUUGAAGCAGAUGGAGAAAGGGCCUAACAGACAUUGAUGAAUUGGAUUUCGGUGAUAACCCAUGUUGCAUCCAAAUUUGUGAUCUUAUUGUUUGUAGUAUGGCAGUCAGUG
This is a messenger RNA of Ilex paraguariensis (yerba mate), 1747 nucleotides long. NCBI's taxonomy places the organism in Eukaryota, Viridiplantae, Streptophyta, Magnoliopsida, Aquifoliales, Aquifoliaceae. The record is from the annotation of a GenBank genome assembly.